UGUGUGGUAACACUGGUGGUAGAGAUGGUGUGUGGUAACACUGGUGGUAGAGAUGGUGUGUGGUAACACUGGUGGUAGAGAUGGUGUGUGGUAACACUGGUGGUAGAGAUGGUGUGUGGUAACACUGGUGGUAGAGAUGGUGUGUGGUAACACUGGUACACCGGUGGGGACUGAGGAAGGUAAACAUUAACUACCGCAUGAACCAUCACAAUCAUGGGCACCGUACACGCAAAAAGUCCCGAGACAGAUGAAAGUGAGGGCAACCGAAUGGAUCUUCAGGCACUUAAGUUACAAAAUAAAGAAGAAAGUGAAAGGGAGGGGAAACUAAAAAAAAUUAGAGAUAAACUAGCAAAGUUAAAGUCUCAGGGUAUGCAAAUGAAGAUGAAGUAUCUUAAGGCUCAUGUCCAACGUGUACAUGUUGAUGGGUUGGCUCGCACGAAAGAUGAUAUUGUCAUCAACACUGUACGAGAUGUAUUUAGUGCCGAGGACUUCCAGUCUGUAAUAUUAAAAAUCCAUGAAGCCAGAACAAGAUUAUCAAAGUUGGGGUGUUUCAAGGAUGUUGGUGUUUUUAUCGACACUUACGAUGGACCAGAUGCUGUUGAGGAUGGCAUUGAGGUGACAUUUGAAGUGCGUGAAGUGAACCUCUUGGGAGCCAAGGUGAAUACCAGUGUGGGAAACAAUGAAGGUACAGUGUCAACGGGUGGCUUGUUAAAGAACAUAUUUGGCCGCGGCGAGGAACUUAGCUGCGAGUAUUCCCAUGGCACAAAGAAGUCAUCGUCUUUCUUCACUACAUUUACUAAACCUUUUCAUAAUGAGGCUAGCACUGUUUUUACAAGCAGUGUGUAUCAGCAGGGAACGGAAGCUCCUUGGUCAGGUUUCAAGGAGUUUGACCGUGGUCUCCUGCUGACUCUAGCCUUCAAUUCAGCUUCCAAUGUCCAGCAGAAAUUGAUUCUUGAUGGAGCCUGGAGGCACAUCACCUGUCUUUCUCGAUCCACUGCAUUUGCCGUCCGUGAACAAGCUGGGCACUCACUCAAAUCUGCUCUUCGACAUGAGCUCUUGGUUGACAGGAGAGAUGAUUUAGUGUUUCCAUCAGAUGGGGUUGCUUUUACCAUUAAGAAUGAACUAGCUGGCUUAGGAGGUGAUAUUGGCUUUCUGAAGAAUGAGUUAGAUUUCCAAGUAAAUGUUCCUCUGCCCAAAGAAAUGGUAAUCCAAGGAUCUCUGCUGGCAGGCCACUUGUUACCGCUUCGUAACAACAAGACACAUUGCAUCACUGACCGCUUCAUGUUAGGUGGACCUAUGAAUGUUCGUGGCUUUGAAAUGGCUGGCAUUGGACCUCACAGUGAUGGCUGUUCACUAGGAGCUGAUAUGUAUUGGGCUGCUGCUCUACAUGCAUACAGUCCAUUGCCUCUUCUGAAUCGAGGCUCCAUCAGUGAGAAGUUUAGACUACAUGCUUUUGUUAACACUGGCAAUAUUGGUGACUUUGUUUUGACUGAUGACUACAAACAAAAUCUUCAGACGCUUGUUCGUGACAUGCGUUUAUCUUAUGGUGCUGGACUGGCCAUGAGUUUUGGGGGUUUUGCAAGAGUAGAGCUUAACUAUUGCAUUCCUCUGCUUCUCCAACGGGGUGAUAGACCAAACCAGGGACUUCAAUUUGGUAUUGCAGUUUCUUACUUGUAACAUAUCAUGAAAGACUGGCUUUACUCUUGGUAUAAAGUUUGAAAGUCAACAUUAUCUUAAUAUACUGUAUCUUAUUGUGAGAUACCAGUAAAUUGUAAAAUAGCUACCAUAAAUACAGUAAAUUGUUACUAAAGCAUUGGCUUUACAAAGCAGCUACAGACUAUUUGAGAGGACACUUUUGAAGACUGACUCAAAUGCUUUAAGUAUGGUCCAUACACACUGACCGUCCUAAAGCUUUUGUUAUUUUCUUUACUUUCAUCAAGGUCUUCUGCAUAUAAAAUGAAUUUAUAUGUAGUACUCAUUGUACAUUGUAAAAUAAAUUUGUGUACUUAU
Messenger RNA from Cherax quadricarinatus, 2010 nucleotides. NCBI's taxonomy places the organism in Eukaryota, Metazoa, Arthropoda, Malacostraca, Decapoda, Parastacidae. The record is from RefSeq and is a predicted model, not a curated record.